CUUCAGGAGGCAGUGGCGCAGAGACAGACUUGCUGUAGCUAGGUACCAGCACGAGAGGAUAUGGGAGACUGAUGUGAUCUGAUACGGGCAGCAACGGGAGGACUCGCUCUUCAAAAGCGGGCGUCACUUCUCUGUCUAAUAUUAGUGUCGUCGUUGAAGCGGUGGCAUAGAAGCACGAUUGCCAAACGUGGUUUGCAGGGAUUCGACCUCUCGAUCUCUGGUCAAUCAUGAUGUCCGUCCACACCCCCCCUCUCUCCCGCAGUGGCUCCUCCCCUUCCUCUGUCGGCCUGACCAAUCGCAGCAGUUCCGCCGCAGCGCCUCCCACCUCCCUCAGCCUACGCUCUUCCUACAACCAACUUUUGGGUCGUGAUGUCAUAAAAGAGUCCCCUACCCCAAUGGAAACAGGAAGUUCUGCCACUUUACCAAAGAGCCGGCGUAGAUAUGCCAUGACCAGCGUGCGUAGCGCCAUGGGGCUCAGCGAAACCCUAACCCCUCUGACUCGAAACCAGCUCCCCACCGGGGGCAGGUGCUUCCCUACCAAGUCCUCUUCAUCCUCUGCCCUUUACUCCUCCUCCUCCUCCUCUUUCUUUUCCACCAACCCCAAACUGGCAAAGAACGGUGCCAACCUGCAGAGGAAGGCCGAGACUCAACAACAGGGGCAGACCAAAACCAACACAGAACUCAAAGAGCAGGAUGACGACUUUGUCGCACCUGUACACGGCUCUGAUUGGUUCGAGCGGGAGAAGGACAACUCUCUGGCCUUGCCCCCAUUCCGUCGGAGGACCAAGAGUUUCCUCGAGUUCCACGAGAAGGAAGAGGACACUCCUAGUGAAGAGAACAAAGUAGGAGACUUUCUUAUUGAAGGUAAAAAGGAAGAAGAUCUUCCAAGUAAGGAAGAGGAGGAAGAGGAUGAGAAACACUCUUGUCCUGAGAAAGACCAGGUCAGUCCGGAUGAAGGGAGGGAGAGACCGGAGGUUGAGAAACAGACCCCUGAUCAAGAGGAAGACGAGGAGGAAGAGGGUGCUACUCCAACAGCUAAUCAGCCUGUAGUAGGACCUGGAUCCUGCACUCCCCCGUUCUCCUUCAAAAACUCUACUCUCAACGGGGCCCAGGAGCACAACGUUCAGAAUUCCUCGGCUCCCCUGGGCAGUGAGGGGGCCCUAUCUCCAAUCCCAAUGUAUCUGGACGAUGUCGAGACACCCCCAAAACCCUCCCAGAGUGUCCAGGCCCCCCCGCUCAGAGUGAUCAAGGUGGAGCUGCACCCCAACAACGAAAACCAAUACCUUCAUCACUCCUCUGCAGUCGCUAAGCAGCCAGAGGAGGAGGAGAGCACCCCACUCCUGGUCCAGACCCCAUCUGUAUUGUUUGGCCCACACCCAGAGAGGGGCGAUGCUAACACAGCCGGUCUGGGGACAAAGGUGGAGUCUGCCCUGGAGGAUGAGGACUCCAGCUGGACCACCUUGUCCCAAGAGAGCCCCUCCCCCGAGACCCCACAGGAGAUAGCAGAUGUGUGGGGUGAUAGGGACCUUCCCCCAGGCUGGCGUGAGGUCACGGACGUGUCAGAGGUCUACUUCUGGCAUGUUCCCACUGGCGCCACCCAGUAUGACCGCCCUGUUGCCGCUGGCAACGAACACACACACUCCCCCCCGACGCUGGGCGAAACAGCCACCGUGAGACCGCCCGGUGAGCGUCCUAGCAGUUUGGUAUCAGACAGUUCAGUGGAGCCAGUCCCCUCUCCCUCCGGCUCCUCUUCCUCCUCCACAUCCUCCUCUCCCUCUGAUGUGCCACUGCCUGACCGAGGCUUUGACAACAACACAUACACAGUCACUGAGCUGAAGGAUUACCCUGUGUAUCCCGACCCCAGCCUCAAGGCGUUUGAAGGAGCUACUCUACGUUACGCCUCCCUGAGACUGCACCCUGCCCAGUUAGAUACUGUGGACCUGAACAGUGCCUGCACUGGCCCAGAGGCUCAGUGGUUCCCGGUGCGCUCCCUGGGCUGGGUGGAGAUGGCAGAGAGAGACCUGUUGGAAGGGAGGAGCAGUGCAGCAGUCCACCACUGCAUCAGACAACUGUCCUACUGCCGGAGGGACAUACGAGACUCUGCCGGGGUCUGGGGGGAGGGUAAGGGCAUGCUGCUGGUACUGCAGGACCGUGACCUGACCCUAGUUGACCCCGACGACCGGAGCCUGCUCCACUCGCAGCCAAUCAGCAGCAUCCGUGUAUGGGGCGUCGGCCGGGACCAUGACCGAGAAAGGGAUUUUGCUUAUGUGGCGAGAGACAAAAACACACGCGUUCUAAAAUGCCACGUAUUCCGAUGUGAUACCCCUGCCGAAGCCAUAGCAACGAGUCUCCACGAAAUCUGUUCGAAGAUUAUGGCUGAGAAGAAGAGUGCCAAGGCUGCUGCUGGCAGCUCAUCUCAGACAGGCUCUGAUGUUCCUCUCCAGGAGUUUCCCAUGCCAAAGACUGAGCUGGUGCAGAAGUUCCAUGUUCACUACCUCGGGAUGACGUCGGUGUCUCGUCCAAUAGGUAAGAGAAGUAUGGACAUCAUCAACGGGGCUAUAGAGAGCCUGGUAUCCUCCACGGGGAAAGAGGACUGGACCCCCGUCAUUCUGAGCGUGGCGGACGCCACAGUGGCCGUCAUCAAAGAGAAGGAAGAGGAAGAGGAAGUCCUGGUUGAGUGCCGUGUUCGUUUCCUGUCCUUCAUGGGCGUGGGCCGGGACAUCCACACCUUUGCCUUCGUCAUGGACUCUGGGAACCAGCACUUCCAGUGCCACGUGUUCUGGUGUGAGCCCAACGCUGGCAGCGUGUCUGAGGCUGUCCAAGCAGCAUGUGUGCUGCGGUAUCAGAAGUGUCUGGUGGCCCGCCCCCCCUCACAGAGAGCUGGCUCUUCAUCCCCGCCCCCCGACUCUGUGACACGCCGGGUGACCACCAGCGUCAAGCGUGGCGUCCAGUCUCUCAUAGACACUCUGAAACAGAAGAAACCGCCCUCAGAACUGCCCCAGCAAUGACGGACAGCUCCCUGACCACACCCCCAACCGCUACCCCAGCCUCUGGCCCUGUCACUCACACUGUUGCCACAACUACGACCUACAACCACGAGCUAGCAAAUACCAAUUAUGUACAUACAUGUUAACUUAUCACCACUGGGCAGACCAAAGGAGGAAUGGAUCUAGAAUCAAAUGUCUGCCUAAAAUAAAAUGUGAAGUAAUCUGCUGAAGAAAUAGAAGAAUGUAAGGACGAUUUCCAAAUUACAGCAUGAUGCGAGGGUGUUGAUUUGUUUUUAGUGGAACUUUCCGUUGAACUCAUGUCAUAGCGAGACUUGCCUACUUCAGCCAAGGUACACCAGUCCAGGAUGGACAUGGUCCUCGUCUAAUGGAGUGCUAUUACUACUGGGAUGUGUGGUGGAUCAAACCAUUGCUGAAGGACACUGAGCUAAUGUGACAAUAACAACCACUCCCAAUCAGUGUUGGUUUUGUUCAAUGAGGUCCCGUUUUUUCUCUUUUUUUGCCUUCUUUCUGUUCCUUUUUCCCUACUCCUCGGGCACAGUGAGAGCAGCACAGUUCCAUUGCAUUGCCAAACGGAGUAGCAUUUUGAACAAACCGACAUAUCUCUUUAAGACGUCUCGUUGACUUGGAAACGGGACAUAGCAAUGGGAAAAGCCAGUCAUCCCAGACAUGGCCACAUUGGCUCCACCCGGCCUGAUAACCUUUAACCCUCAGACACCAACAGAGGUGGGUCAUAUGACAGACUGGACAGCCAUGAUGUCAUAACGGAGACAGGAAGUGUACAGAAUAUGUGAGCUUGGGUUGAAUUCUGAUAGUCCUAGUGAGAACAAGAUCACUUCACCCACUAGGUAAAACGACCAACUCAGAUGUGCCUAACAUUGGACACCAUGUUGGAUGUAAGCCAAGUUAACUACUUGCAAGGAAAGGAACCAACUUACCACUUUUUCUUUAGGUUGUAAUUGCUACGAGUGCAGCUACCAUGGACCGUGAUCCUUCUGCAUUCUGGGUAAUUUCAGCUCAACAACAUGUAAGCCAUGUAGACUUGCAAAACAAGUCCCAGAGUGGAGUAAUAGCAACACUAACUUCCCUCAGAACAGGAACAGACAUUGCCUUGCCUCAUUCUGGCUUUCUGGGGAUUCCGAAUGAAUCUCAUAUAUGGGCAGUCAGAAUUCAACCAAUGAGUUCAGUUAAUCAAAACGGACUGAACCAAUGUCAUAUCAGAAGAGGGGUGCCUGGAUUUGUACUAUAUACACCCCUCUGAUUGUACAGUGAUGAAAGCACCCGCAGCAGUUGGAGAAGUGAGAGGGAGGACCAGGGUGGUGUUGGUGUUGCAUGUGUCUGUAAUCUGAAUGUGAGAGGAUCAUUGGAGAGAGAGAGGGGGGGGGGGGGGCUCUUACUCUUGGGGCUGAUAACAUGGACAGACAGGGGAGAUGCUCUGAACUAAAGCCUAACCAUACUACUUACACCUGUUUCCCCACUCUGUCUCUCACACAAAAACACAAACACUGACUGCAUACGUUGAUAGGACCCAGUGUCACCCCUCUGCACUCAGCUCCGUGAAUGCAAUCCAGUCUAAUGUAAAAUCACAGAAACAUAGGCCUGGAAGUCCUGUCAUUAAUGUACUCUGUUCUCCACUGGUCUCCACACCGUGUAAAUGUAACCUGUUGUGAAAAUAAAGGCAUUACCAAAACAAA
This is a messenger RNA of Esox lucius (northern pike), 4699 nucleotides long. RefSeq names its product amyloid-beta A4 precursor protein-binding family B member 2 (gene apbb2a). Gene Ontology annotation, cellular component: cytoplasm; nucleus. The record is from RefSeq and is a predicted model, not a curated record. Gene Ontology annotation, molecular function: transcription factor binding; amyloid-beta binding. NCBI's taxonomy places the organism in Eukaryota, Metazoa, Chordata, Actinopteri, Esociformes, Esocidae. The transcript has 15 exons. Bases 228 to 3008 code for a protein of 926 amino acids. Gene Ontology annotation, biological process: regulation of DNA-templated transcription.